CCUCGUCACAAUACAAGUACUGCGUCUCGAAUGCACUCCACAUUGUCCUGCAUGUGUGGCGUGCAGCACAGUCAUCAUGGCUUUCAACAAGCAGACGGACGAGAUAUCCGGGCCCAUCAGCCAAAGCUCGCGAGUGCCCCAGUGGUCUCGCUACUGAAACUCAAUUCGGAGGCUCUUGCUGCCCAACCCAGACAGAUGCUUGUGCUCACACCUGUGGAAUAACUCGCGGUCGCGUUACUGUGCUGGCUGAUCAUCUCGCAAACUGGUUGCAAUCCUGAUCUGAUAUCACUCCAGCGUCCGGACGGAUGAGGUGCUUCCUUUAUUCGUUCUCAAGAUGUCAUCCUUGCAUAUUGAUCACUUUCCUCGUUCGAUCCUGCUCAGACGAUCCUCUUUUGUGUGAGGGCUAACUGCAGUGGUUGUGAGACUGCUUUCCACAUGGCUGAGGGCAUGUACUAUUCGUGUCCUUCCUUCCAACAAGGAUUGCAACAGCCGGCUUCCAACGAGUACUGGCAAUACUAUCCGCUACCGACUUCGACGCAAGGGAGCUACGUCUCUGCUCAUAUCCCAGCAUCUUCGUAUUCAUCGCACGCUCCGACACACGCCCUCCAUCCAACAGAUACCUCGACAAGCACAUCACCGAUCGAAGGUCUUGCUAGCAAGCCGAAAAGGCCUCGAGCUACACAAGCUUGUGAGCCGUGUCGUACCAGGAAACAACGGUGUGACGAAGGCGAACCAUGCACGUUCUGCAGAACCAACAACUUCGAGUGUACAUACCGACCGCUAGUCCCGACCAAGGUUGACAAGAUCGUGGAGUAUAUGCUCUCCUGGAUGGCAACGCACGGAGAAGGCCUGCAAGCGCUGACCGAUAAGAUUGAAAGUCUCGAAGUGCACAUGCAAAGUAUUGCAAGUUCGAAACACCCAACCAUAACUCACGAGCCACAAAGAGCUCUCCUGCCCGGUCCUAGUACAAAGCGCGGAGAUCGCACACGCCGGGUGCCUGACGAGAUUCGAGGAUCAGUAUUCCACUGGCCGGAGAUUCGCAAGCUUUUCGUGGCAUCUGCGACGGCGAUCGAUGAAGACUACGCGGCUCGAGCUGAGGCAAGAAACGCACCUCUGCACGAAAUGUCAAAAAAUUUGGAUUCUGACGACAUGGACCUCACCAUCCGCACAAUCAACAGGCUUAUUGAGAGCUUCUUCAGACGGCUAUAUCCACUACAGCCUUUCCUUCAACGAAGCAGAGUGACCUCUUUGUUCGAUCUGUUCCGUUGCACAUAUGCCUCUGACGCGAUCGGUGCGACUUGUUCCAUGAACUUGGAGUCUGACCUGGACCGACCAUCGAAGAGGAGGCGAACAGCGUCACCUCAUGAUACAACGGCAGAGAAACGACGCAUCGAGCGAUCACCGGGCAACGCCAUAGCCCUCCUCGUGUUGGCUCUGGGCUCUACGGUCAUUCCGGAUCGUGGUUCAUCACAGCACCUGCCUGAGAGUACGAUGUUCGCAGCUGCGCCGCCUGGAUACUCGUAUUACCUAGAAGCAAGUAGAGUCAUUGCAACGCAGAUCGAUGGAUACGACCUCGUCCAUGCUCAUAUGUUCAUGCUGGCGGGAAUGUAUAAAGCACAGAUUGGCCGGUUAGCGGAGAGUGCCAGCUGGUAUUCGAUGGCUGGUCGCGUCUUGUUGCAUCUUUUGCGACGCCAGGAUCGCAUAGAACAGCAUGGCAAAUCUGCAUCCAACCGCCACAGUCGGGAUCGGCGAGCAGUGUUAGCAGCAUGGUGCUGUCUCCAGCUGGAGAAUAGCAUUCCGAGCGAACUGCUUUUACCGAAGAGCGGCCUCCAACAGCUCGUGCGCGAUCUCUCCCUCCCGCAAGCCACAACGAGUCAGACAUUGCCCCAGACAGCUGAUGAGACGAGUCUCCUUAUCUGCAACGCGUUAUGCGAACUGCAUGGUAUCCAAUGCGAGGUGGAUGAGCAUCUGUACGAAAGUGCUGUUGAUAGCAAUAAUUCCUCGGAAAUAAUGACAGUGGUCAAACGGCACGCCGCCGGUCUGCAGCUGUGGCGCACACGACUUCACCCAUUGCUUCGUUGGGAUGAGGAACGCGAUUCUCCGCCAUCGGAACUUGAGUCUGCACAACUACGACAUGAAUACUGGAAAGUCAAGCUCAGCAUCUUACGACCGUUCCUCGACUUCGUCUUGCACAUCCUUCCUGGGAUCCGGCACGGAAUGGACUUGCAGACCUGUUCGAAAGACGCCAACGGACGACUCCGGCCCAAAUCAGAGCGUCGUAUCAUCUCUGCCAUCGACAAUUUGGUCAAAGAGUCUGGGGAGGCAGAAAUCAUGCGCCUCGCACAACUGUCCACGCAAGCUCUUAAGCAGAAGCUCGGGGCUUUCGACGGUUUAUCUACAUCGUCUUUCCAAGGCAACAUGGUAUCAAUCAUUCACGAGCAGUUUCAUGACCUGCUUGUGUUGACUGCAAUACAUCGCAACGAGCGUCUGAAGCACUUGGUCUCGUUGUCAUAUUUGCGGCUUGCGUACGAACAAACCACCAACUAUCUGGACAGGCUGAGCGCAUUGUCAGCAAUCUGCGCAGAGGACUGCAAAAUUCUCAAGCGCAUACAAGUCUCUCUUAUCGAUCCAAGUAUGAAAGCGAGUGGCAGUUGAGGUCUAAGGACCCCGAUGCUCAACACCUACAGAACACAUUGCCGAUGUUCUGCCGAAUAUAUCACCGUCGUCACAGCCAGACCACAAGUCUUUCGUCAGCCUCAAGGAAGCCGCCUCCUCGCUAGCGAAGCCUUACCCCAAUGCUUGUCGCGAACACGGAUCCUGCGAUGACAUCGGGCCUCAAC
Molecule: messenger RNA, 2840 nt
Organism: Cercospora beticola
Lineage: Eukaryota; Fungi; Ascomycota; Dothideomycetes; Mycosphaerellales; Mycosphaerellaceae
Product: fungal specific transcription factor domain-containing protein
Source: RefSeq, a predicted model, not a curated record